Messenger RNA from Arachis stenosperma, 841 nucleotides. RefSeq lists its product as uncharacterized. The transcript has a single exon. The coding region runs from base 83 to 673 and encodes 196 amino acids. NCBI's taxonomy places the organism in Eukaryota, Viridiplantae, Streptophyta, Magnoliopsida, Fabales, Fabaceae. The record is from RefSeq and is a predicted model, not a curated record.
UUGAAAUCCAAUCCAAACAAAGUAAACCUCAUUCUCUUGGCUAUUUUCUAGUUUAAAACACACACACAUUAAAUUUCUUAACAUGGGUAUGUCCAAAAAUUUUUGUUCCUUAUUUAAAUGUGAAAUAAGAAUAAUACAAGUCCAAAAUGUUGAUUCCAUAAAGUCCAAGGGGAAUUUAUUUGCAAGAUUCUAUCUUCCUUCAGGGAACAACAACAAAAGGAUCCAACUUAACACUAAGAAGGUUCAUUCCAAAUCCUUUCCCUUUUGGAAUGAGUCCUUCACUCUUGAUUGUUCUUGCCCCCAAGAAUUCUUGGACACACUCAAGCAUGAAAGCCUUGUUUUGGAGAUGAGGCAAAGCAAGAAGAUUUUGGGGUCAAGUCUUGUGGGAAAAGGUGAGAUUCCAUGGAAGGAAGUUCUUGAAUCAUCACCAAACAUGGUGUACAAAGAGUGGGUGAAGAUGGUUCCAUGCAAAGAAGAAGCACCUAAAGUUGAAGUUGAGAUUAAAAUACAAGUGGCUAAGAGGGAAGAGGAGAAGGAGAAUAAUAACAAGAGCUUCAAUUUCAAUUGGGAUGAGUGUGGAUGCAAAAAUGGCCAUGAUCAUGAUCAUAAUGCAUGGUUUAGUGCAGAUGAUUAUGAUGUAUUUGCACUAGGGUUGGCUUUGGAGGCUUUUUGAUUUUGGACUCAAAUUCAAUUGGUGCAUAGUGCACUAGUUUUUUUGUCUGUAUUUGUUUUUAUUUAAUUUAUAUUACUGCGGAGGCAGAUGCCUUUUUUCUUUGGAAGUCAUGAAUUUGUUGUUUUAUUUGUAUAAAAUAAUACUAACAGAAUUCUGUCACAAAUGUUA